AUGCGACUGUCGCUCGUCUUUGAGUUUUUGCUCAUCUUCGUGUUGGUUGCUUUUGCAGCAUCGAGGGUUAUAGAUCCUAAGGAGGAGUCUUAUGGAAGAGCGUUGAGGAAACAACAUCAUCACCAUCAUGUGGCUCAUAAGAACAGACAGCAAGAUUCACCAAACAAGUAUUGCAGCUGCUCUGCUAAACUAUGCAACUGCUGCAGGGACUUUAAUAUUCCCGUGAUGGCUUUGCAAGGACCAGGAUGCGCGUCUUUGCAAUACCUUCGAGGCGACCGUCUGGCAAUCUCCAUGAGCUUCGGGGAUCGCGUCCUUACUAACACCACGAUCGAUGGCAAAAAACCGAAGCCCGUUUGCAUGCCUUUACCUGGAGGUGUAUCGAAGUUCUGCGGACGCGUCUACAAUAUCGGCCGCCAGGGAGAGGACUUUAAUGCCUGCCUUGGACUUGAGCUUAGGGCAGUCCAGGACGUAGAGGCCGCCCUUCGCGUGUCCUGUUUCCGUUUCGGACCUAAAGGACUUAAAGUUGAACCUCCACAGCCUUUGCCUGUUGUACAAGCAGAGAAUACUGAAGAUGAUGAGGACGAUGAUGAUGAUGACGAUGAUGAUGAUGAGUUCGAUUUCGAUGAUGUCGAUGAUAUUGAAGACGAUGAUGAUGAUGAGGAUGAAGAAGAAACUGAAGAUGAUGACGCUGAUAACGACGUGGAUUCCGUGGAUUACGGCACUUUCAGUGUGUUCGACGAUGAUUUUAUCGAUAGCUUCUUCGUACCUUCUGAAUCUGGAACCAAGAAGAAAAAGGCUAGUACUACUACUACCGUAAAACCACCAGUUAAGAAAAUCACCAGGAAGCCAUUAAGGACUGUUACUAAGAAAACUGUAGCAUCUACUACGCCCAUCCCGACUACUAAAAAAGCAGCAGUGGUCACUUCCACCGUUAAGCCCAUUAAGAAGCAGAAGUUGAAGAAGACUAAGAAACCACAGAAGACAACUACUCCAAUUGCAACAAGUACAACUACUCAAGCAACAACAACCGCAGCGAUCAUGCAAUUGAUUACUUCCGCUACAAUCGUUUCUUCGGAAAACGUAUCUGAUGUGAAACUCUCAGAAGGAGUAGUAGUGCCAUCAACGCCGCACGAAUCGAUUGCCGCGGUGACAGCUAUGUUACAGAACAUCCCUGGAGAAGGUAUGCCUCAAGCUGAUUUGAAACCUACAGCCUCGGCUCCAGAGCCAACUGUCAUGCCGGCCAGUGAUCCGAUGCCAACUGAAAAACAAAGUGAAUUCACCACUACAGAGCAAGCUGUGACCCAAGAGACUAUGAAGGAAGAAGUCACUGAAGCGUCUGAGACAACAACCUCCAUGGCAACCACUCAAAUGGAUUUCGAAGAAGAUGAGGAUGAGGAGGAAGAUGAGGAAGUUGCGGCUUCUGAGAACUACAUCAUCAAAAACGAUGAGACUGUUGAGAGCGAUGAGGAUUCCGAUCCAAUCACAGACGUUGUCGGUGAUGUGAUCAGCGAUGAAAUCGAUGAUGACGAUGAUGAUGAAGAGGAGACUAAGAGCACUACUCCAGUAUCUAAAGUGGAGAAAGAAGAGAAGAAGAAAACUGAAAAGAAAGACGUAUUCACUGAUAUCAUUGAUGGAGUAGUUGAUACUUUUACUGGUGCGGAGAGCGAUGAGGGAACAAAGAACGAAAGCGCUGAUGACGAUGAUGAUGAUGACGAUGAAGAGGACGAUGAUGAUGAUGAUGUUGACUUCGAGACUAGAAAAGCCAAGCAGCAUCAAUCGAAGAGAAACGGCGGAAAAUUCAGACAGAGCAGAGACAUGUGGCUCGGAAGAUUGCACUGGUAA
This is a messenger RNA of Nicrophorus vespilloides, 1842 nucleotides long. RefSeq names its product transcription initiation factor TFIID subunit 11. Lineage: Eukaryota; Metazoa; Arthropoda; Insecta; Coleoptera; Silphidae. The record is from RefSeq and is a predicted model, not a curated record. The transcript is spliced from 3 exons. Bases 1 to 1842 code for a protein of 613 amino acids.